GUAACGGGAGCCGAGCGUGUAGCUUCGCUGAGCAAACAGUCCUGUCUGUGUGACAGAGACCGAGGGUACGUGAACGCAAUACGCAGGAGGCGGAAGGAGGCUGCAGAAGCUCCAACAGCUGCUCAGCGAAACUCCGGUGACAGGACCUUCCCACACUAGCUCUGUCCAAUGGAAGCCAAGAGAAGCACCCAGAGGUGGAAGAGGCAUAUCCCCGAGUAUAAACACAGCAGGAGAGACCUGAGUCCAUCUCCCGAAGACAAUGAAAGAGACAGAGCAGGGCCACAGAAAAGCGUUACUAUGGCUCCGACCUGCAGGUAUCUGAGCGACAGACAGUACGCCGUGAGAAAGCCUCUACUCUCUGGAGAUCGACACGCAUCUAUCUUAAAGAAGCUGACGAAUCAAGAGAAACCGCUGGGUGUGAGCAGAAGAGAAGAGGAAGAUCAGCAACAUGCUGACAUGGAUGUUUUGACAAGACCAAAAGAGGAACUGACCCCAGUGAGCUUUAGACACUCUGCCAGCCCUCCUCUCAGGCCCCAGCUGAUCUCCACUGUCCUGCAUCCUACCUACACCCCUCACUCAGGCCACUCCAGACUAGGCAAGACCAAGCUCAGCCUGGGGAGGAGGGAAGGCUCUCCUGAAGGACACUCAAAAGAACAUGCACUGUCUCCCUUUCAGGUGAACUACUGGGCCUGUGCCAUCCCUAAAGCUUUGGCUCCAUCUCCAGACAGGCACUCUGCAGGCUGGGACCCAGACAAGGAGUAUCAGGCCCUGCUGGACUACACUUACCCUUUGAGACCAGGACAGGAGGUCUGUGAAGGGGACAGCUCCAAGAACCAGGGAGCUCCCUCACUCCUCCAAACAGAGUCCAACCUGCAGGACUCAGGGAUUGAACUGGACCACCUCUGUAGUUCCACUAGCCUGUCAAUGCUGGACUUUUCUCUUAGUCGGAGUCAUAUGUUACCUGACCUGCAGGGGCUCACCAAAUCCUCACAUGAGCCACCCUCCAGGACUUUCCUCUCCUCUACAGACCUGGCAGGUUUGUCCCUGGACAGUUUGAGCCACAGUAAGAUCAGAGGUGGAUUGAAUCAUCAUCAUCAAGUACCAUCUUCCCCCACCUCCAGUGCUUUUUCACGCUUCACCAGUGCUUUUCCACAUCCUAGGAGUGGAUGUGUGGAGGUGGACGAGGAGUUCUUGGCUCUUCCAGAGCAGCUGGAGGAGCUGCAAAUGCUCUCCAGACAGGUGAGGGAGGUGACGGACAAGCUGAGGCAACCUGUCACAUCCAGCUGGGAGUCUCUGGAGCUAGGCACCACCUCCAUCCUCUCCUCCACCACCCUGCCAGACAAACAGGAGGCCCAAGACAACAAUGAGAAGGAGGUCAGUCAGGAUGAAGGAAAAGAUGAGACGGGCAGAGAGGAGAGGAGUGCUGCUCACACAGCAGCUGAUCCCAGGGACUUUGAGGCUGUAAGCAGGAGUUGGGGAGCCUGGCCAGAGCCUGGAGGAGUGGGACUGAGGCCAUCCAGUCUCAGGGAGGUGGAGGCGUUGGCGCAGCAGCUGUGUGGCCUUACCCUGCCUGGCAGCCGGAGGAGCAGCUGGGAGGCCCAGGAGCAAAGUGACUCCCUGAUCAAACACAUCCAGGUGUUUUGCUCACACCUGGAGCAGCUCAUCCAGCAGCUCUAUACAUUGUCGGAGAAGGUGGAGCUGCUGGCCGCCCCCACUGUGAACAUAGACAGUGUGAAGUCAUCUCUGGCUGACUAUCAGAGUUUUCAGAGAGAAGUGCGCAGCCAUCAGCCUCUGACCUCCUGUGUUCUGCACACUGGACAGCUUCUCCUCAGCUGCAUCAACACCAUGUCUCCAUUUUUAAGAGACACCCUGCUGCUGAUUGAGAGGCAGUGUGGCGCUCUAGAAAGCCACACUGAAAACUUGUUCUCCUGCAUCCUGUCUGCCAUGGACAGCCUCACCCAGCCGGGCCAGUCUAUUCCAGUCCAGCAAAGCAAAGAGGACCCGGGCCCUGUAAGGGUCCAGGGGUCCACAUUGUGAACAGACUGCAGGUCACAUCCGUGAUAAGAUUUAUUUAAUUCAAUUAUUUUUGUUGUCGUCCACCUUUCUUCUAAUGUCAUGUGUAUCAGACCCAUAUGUGUGGCAUUGCAGGAUGUUUGAUUCCUGCUCUCCAUUACAAUGACAAAUAAUGAAGAAAACAGUUUUGUGUCUAAACUGAACUGAUCACAUUGAAUAACAAUGCAUUAUAUACAUGUUCUAUCGUGUCUUUUUCUUAUCAUAAACACUAUUGUAUUGAUCUGGUCAACCUCUCUGUCACUUGGAAUGUGCGUUCAAAGUCUAAAUGUUUUUUCACAUGGAAUAGAUGAAGUGAAUGUUUAAAUGUAACUUGUCUGUUGGGCUCUCAGUCCUUUACUGAUGUGGAAGAGGAAGUUAGCAGCUGGAACAGGAGUUGUGUGUGAACAGGAAAGAUUAAUUGCGUCAAUAUUUGAAGACAAUAUAACAACACAGAAUUAAUUAAAUGUUUAUUGAUGCAACCCUUAGGCGACUAAACAGUUUUUCAGAAACCACUAAUGAUUGUGGCGGCACAUUCCUGUGAUGUCAGACAGUUCAGUCAGUGUUUGAGGACAUGAACAGCUGUGUGUCUGGCCUGCAUACACCUCAGUCAGUCAGACCUUAAACAGUUUGUAGGUUAUGCUUAUACACCAUGUACUGUACUGUGGGAUAUGGCUGUUUGCACUAUGAUCUGAAUUUGUAGAAUCUGAUUUUCUCACACGGAUCAAUAACUUUUGAUGUUUCUUAUCAAGUCUUUACAACCCAAAACGUUUCACUGUUACAUUCAGUCAAAGUCACAGAAUAAAGCACAUUGUUUCAAA
Molecule: messenger RNA, 2870 nt
Organism: Centropristis striata (black sea bass)
Lineage: Eukaryota; Metazoa; Chordata; Actinopteri; Perciformes; Serranidae
Gene: cep68
Product: centrosomal protein 68
Exons: 8
Coding region: 169-2037 (622 amino acids)
Source: RefSeq, a predicted model, not a curated record